Pyricularia oryzae 70-15 is the source of this 2238-nucleotide messenger RNA. RefSeq lists its product as uncharacterized. The record is from RefSeq and is a predicted model, not a curated record. The coding region runs from base 293 to 1657 and encodes 454 amino acids. Gene Ontology annotation, biological process: mitotic intra-S DNA damage checkpoint signaling; DNA replication checkpoint signaling; DNA repair. Gene Ontology annotation, cellular component: checkpoint clamp complex. The transcript is spliced from 5 exons. NCBI's taxonomy places the organism in Eukaryota, Fungi, Ascomycota, Sordariomycetes, Magnaporthales, Pyriculariaceae.
ACUGAUUCUGCCGAUCCCAAGCUGGAAGUUGAAGUACAACCAACCGCCAACUCGGGAAACCUACUGAACGUUCCUGCCCGGGAACUGGAAACUGCAGGUCCUCUUUAUUUGAGGCGACGUGCAAAAGACGCCCAGGUCGCUGCCUGGUCUAACCUUUUCGACCCAAACGGCUUAUUCUGCAGUAGUUCUAGUUGCUUUAGACAUCAGUCCAAUUCGACAGUUUCUCGGACUGAUCGCCACCUUGCCACACCACUGUAGCUUGACUGCUGCAGUCACGGAGCGGUUCGCGACAAUGGCCAUUUUGAACUUCACUCUGAGCGAAGAUGGCGUCGUUGCGCUGCAGAACGCCUUGACCUGUCUCUUGAGGUUCUGUGACGACGUGUCUCUCGAUGCCACCAAGGAUAGGUUUAUCCUGACGGGGCUGAACGCGACCAAGUCGGCCCACAUAUCCUUCAUCUUCAACCUGAAUCGCUUCUUUUCGCGAUACUCAUUCGAGGGCAGCGCUCAGUACAGGGACCGCUUCUACUGCGUUCUGUAUAUCAGGGCAUUGCUGUCGGUAUUUCGAGUCCGUGUUGGUGGUGAUCCAGGCAGAGACAGGGAGAAAGAAACAACCAUUGAGAGAUGUGAUGUUGCCAUCAAUGACGGACCGGGCACCAAGAGCCGGUUCGUUGCCCAAAUCAUAUGCAGAAAUGGAAUCACGGCAACCCACAGUCUGCCAUUUGAGGCCAAGGCUCCUACGAGGGUCAAAUUUGACUCUGCUGAAGCCGUCAACCACUGGACCAUGGCGUCACGCACAUUACGUCAACUAAUGGACCAUUUUGGCCCCGGUAUCGAUUUGCUUGACAUCCAUACAGAGGGUGAAGGUGUUGUCAACUUUGCAUGCUACACUGAGAAGGAUUACAAACUGUCCAAUGAUGCCACUAUUCUGAAAAAGCCGUUGCACACAUCUAUUGCGGUUGAGAUGGAUGAGUUUGACGAAAUCGAGGUUGAGGACAAACUGCACACCAUCAUCCCAGUAAAGGACUUCAGGGCUAUUCUUCAACAUGCCACCACCACAGCGGGGGAUCUUUCCGCCAGAUAUUCUAACCCGGGCCGUCCUAUGAAACUCUAUUACAGCACGGACGGCAUACUCUGCGAGUUUAUUCUCAUGACGGUUGGAGAGAGAAGCCCGGCCGGCCCUAAGACUCGUAAGGGCCGGGUCACAAAAACACCCAAGCCUGGUCUCGACGCGACAUCUAGCCGGGCCGCUUCAAACUCGAGAGCACCUACGCAGCAAGCGCAGGUACCCUCGCAAGCUCGGGAGCCCAAAGUCAUUAUGCCUCCACCCCCAGCUCGACCAUCACAGUUUGAGAUGCGACCGCCACCGGUACCGCCUCCCAUGUCAACCAUGCGAUCCGAGUCUAUGUUUGUUGCCCAAGACGAUGAUCCAAUGUGGGAGCCUGUCAAUGAGGAGGAUGAAAACGAAGAAGAAAACGGUGCCCUGGGUUGGGACGCUAGCAACGCUCCUAACCCGCCUACCCUACGGAUCAGUGACCGUCCUAACCUAACUGCUCCCUCUGAGCCUCGCCGAGAAGACUCCUACGACACUGGUCUUCCAUCUGAGAUUGAGCCAACGCAGCUGCUCUCGGAUGUACGGCGGUUCGGUCUUUUCUCCUGAGGAUAUAUUGUGACUCCUGGUCCGUAUUCAUAGAGGUUCCGUACUGGUCAGAGGGGGAUAGGCCUUGACAUGUUGAACUGCUGUUGUUAUCCAACAAGUCAGAUCUGCCGCCCUAAUGUUUAUGGAUGCUUUCAGGAACCCGGUUCAACUAGAAGGCUUUCCAAUCAUAAUCCAACUGGUGGCACAUCCAGAACCAAUAGCUGUAAUAGAGGAGCCUGGGGGAAUGUGUUUGGCGGAGGCGAUGACAUUCCACCCAGUAUUCCCUUGUGAAUUAUCAUCUUGAACUUGAGGACCGCAGUUUCCAUGCUCUCCCCAGCCCCAGGCAGCAACACUCUGACGUGCCUCGUCUAUGGCGACGACAUGCUCACUGCCAACCGCGAUCUGCGACAUCUUGGGCAGCUCUGAUGGCGCGAGUUGACCGUGGUCAUUCCUACCCCAGCUGAGUAUGCUUCCAUCGGCCUGCAAGACGUAGAUGUUACCCCAGCUAGCCUGCAAGUCUCGCCAGCCCGGCACGGAAUUCGGUGCAGAAGAUUGCACGCUCCAUUUGUCCAGGCCCAUCACCAAGAUAUCUCCACUGCCGG